This is a messenger RNA of Neltuma alba, 1108 nucleotides long. Its product is annotated as cytokinin riboside 5'-monophosphate phosphoribohydrolase LOG8-like. The record is from RefSeq and is a predicted model, not a curated record. Gene Ontology annotation, molecular function: hydrolase activity, hydrolyzing N-glycosyl compounds. Gene Ontology annotation, biological process: cytokinin biosynthetic process. The coding region runs from base 67 to 759 and encodes 230 amino acids. The transcript has 7 exons. Gene Ontology annotation, cellular component: cytosol; nucleus. Lineage: Eukaryota; Viridiplantae; Streptophyta; Magnoliopsida; Fabales; Fabaceae.
AAGGUUGCCUUUUUGUCUUGAUUUGUUGCUGUUGAAGAUAAGCGACAAAGAGAGCACUAACUCUGAAUGGAGGACGGCUUCCAUAGAAGCAAGUUCAAGAAGGUCUGUGUCUUCUGCGGCAGCAACUCCGGCAACAGACAAAUCUUCACCGAUGCCGCGGUUGAUCUGGGUCAUGAACUGGUCAAGAGAAAGAUAGAUUUGAUUUACGGUGGGGCUAAUGUUGGACUGAUGGGCAUAAUUUCUCAGAGAGUGUAUGAUGGAGGCUGCCGUGUCCUUGGGAUCAUUCCAAAAGCUCUCAUACCUGUUGAGAUAUCUGGAGAAUCAGUCGGUGAAGUGAGAAUAGUUUCAGAUAUGCACGAGCGUAAAGCUGCAAUGGCUCGUGAGGCUGAAGCUUUUAUUGCUCUCCCAGGAGGAUAUGGAACCAUGGAAGAGCUGUUGGAGAUAAUAACUUGGGCCCAACUUGGAAUUCAUAAAAAACCGGUUGGUCUACUGAAUGUUGAUGGUUACUAUAAUUGUUUGCUUGCAUUAUUCGACAAUGGAGUUAAAGAAGGCUUUAUCAGGCCUUGUGCUCGGAAUAUAGUUGUUUCAGCUUCAACGGCCAAAGAACUUGUGAUGAAGAUGGAGCAUUACACUCCUUCGCAUGACCAUGUCGCUACUUAUGAGAGCUGGCAGAAGGCAGAUGGAGCAAAGCAACAAAAUAAUGCCAAGGACAAGAAAAUGCAGAAUGAGACUUUCAUCGCUCGCAUGCCCUUCUCCUGAACUGAUUCUGGAUGUGAUUCUUCUUCAUUAGAGCUGUGUGCUAGAGCCUGUGUAGAGUGGGGUCUUCUAUGUUUGUCCACAACUGGAAACCAUGGCUGCUCACUGUGAGUGGAGUGCUAGCUUAUGUGCUUGGUUGCUUUGCAUCAUUUUUUGUUUUUAAAUAAAUGGACAGUCGAACCACUGUUUGGGAGUCAUAUCUCCGGUUGUUUCCACUUAUUUACUACCAAAAUGUAAAGAGAUGACAAGCACUUCCUGAGCAGAAUCUUACUUGUUCGUAGUGGGGUGUGGCCAUGGCUCCACUAUGUAGUGGCUUACUUGGAAAACAUAGUUUAAUCAAGGACGACCUAGA